Molecule: messenger RNA, 1713 nt
Organism: Tripterygium wilfordii
Lineage: Eukaryota; Viridiplantae; Streptophyta; Magnoliopsida; Celastrales; Celastraceae
Product: mitogen-activated protein kinase kinase kinase 18-like
Exons: 2
Coding region: 202-1713 (503 amino acids)
Biological process (GO): protein phosphorylation
Molecular function (GO): protein kinase activity; ATP binding
Source: RefSeq, a predicted model, not a curated record
CUCAUUUAGAGAGAUGUGUAACGGCGGCCGUCCAUUGGCCAAGAAGAAUAUUGGAAAAAAAGUUGCAAAAGCAUUAAAGCCAAACAUACCAAAACAAACAAAACCUAUUACCCCUUUUCUUUUCUUCAUAUAUAUAUAUGCUCUUCUUAGCAAACACCUCAAACAUACCAAGCCACACUCCAUUUCCUCACUCAUUCAAAGAUGGAUUGGAUCCGGGGAAACACCAUUGGCCGUGGCUCCUCCGCCACCGUCUCCAUCGCCACGGCUACCCAAUCCGGCGAAGUCUUUGCCGUCAAGUCCGCCGAGCAUUCACAAUCACAACUUCUCAACGGGGAGCAAGGAAUUUUGGCUAGUCUAAGUAGUCCAUAUGUGAUUGCAUACAAGGGAUGUAGUAUUACAUCUGAAAAUGGUAAGCUCCUAUACAAUCUUUGCUUGGAAUACGCGCCUGGUGGCUCGCUUUCCGAUGCUGUCAGAAAGCAUGGUUGCUUAGGUGAAGGCAUGAUCAGAAAUUAUGUGAAAAGGAUUUUGCUUGGCCUAAUUUACCUCCAUAGUAAUAGGAUAGUACAUUGUGACAUUAAGGGUCAAAAUAUUUUGAUCACUAGUGAUGGGUUAAAGAUUGCUGAUUUGGGGUGUGCUAGGCGUGUCACUGAGGUGUCCGGCGAGGAUGGGUCCACCGUGACACCCUUGGCCGGCACGCCUGCCUACAUGGCACCUGAAGUGGCGCGUGGAGAACAACAGGGCUUCCCUGCUGAUGUAUGGGCUCUUGGGUGCACCGUCAUGGAGAUGGCAACGGGACGGGCACCUUGGGUGGGUGUUUUGGACCCGGUUUCGGCCCUUUAUCGAAUCGGGUUCUCAGGAUAUGUGCCAGAAAUUCCAAGCUUUCUGUCUGAGCAAGCUAAGGACUUUUUGAGCAAGUGUUUGAAGAGAGACCCAGAAGAGAGGUGGACAGCUGGUGAACUUCUCAAUCAUGGUUUUCUAGAGGAAACAAAGUCUGCUUUAGAGGAGAUGAGUACUAGUUUCAAUAUGUUUACUCCCACAAGUGUAUUGGAUCAAGGCUUGAGGGAAUCAGAGGAUGAGUUUGACACAACUUGGAAUCCAACCCAGAAAGGAUUUUCAAAUUCUCCAGUGGAAAGAAUCCAGAAGUUGAGUGAAUUGUCUUCAAAGUUCCCCAAUUGGUCACUUGAUAAAACUUGGGUCACAGUGAGGAGCAAUGGAAGUAAAGAAGCAGAGUUGUGCACGAAUAGCCAGAAAUAUGAGAAUAAACUGGUUGUAUCCACUCACAUGGCUUGGAUUGGAACAGAAGAUAACCUGGUUGUAGUUCUACCCAAUGAACCCAAAAUGGCUAAUGUCGUUGAUGUUUUUUCAUGUAAAUGUAAGAGCCCAUUAGCUACAAUUUGUGAUGGUGUUAGUAGGCAUAAGAUGAAAUCAGUGAUGGCUUUUCAAAGUACGAAAGAUGUUUUAUGCAGGAAUGUACAUUUUGGGAAGAGAAUAUUCUGUUUUCUACAUUUUUGUGCAAUUAGUCUCCAAGUUCUGUUCCAGGCUGCAAACCAGCCCUCACUAGGGCUGACCCAACCUGCUUUUACAAACCACUAUCUCAAACAGGCUUCUCUGUUUCUGGUAAUCAAUCAAGUUUACCUGAAACACAAAGUUCAACUUCACAACUUGGAAAAGGCUUUAGACGCAAGAAAAACAUCCUUAACUCUUGCAUUUUGA